Molecule: messenger RNA, 17016 nt
Organism: Strongylocentrotus purpuratus (purple sea urchin)
Lineage: Eukaryota; Metazoa; Echinodermata; Echinoidea; Camarodonta; Strongylocentrotidae
Product: mucin-19-like
Exons: 78
Coding region: 8-15823 (5271 amino acids)
Biological process (GO): endoplasmic reticulum to Golgi vesicle-mediated transport
Source: RefSeq, a predicted model, not a curated record
UGCAGCUAUGACAACAGGAAGUACCACAACUGUCGAAGAGACAACCAUGGUCAUGACAACGACACCUGAAGUCACCACCACUGAAGCAACUACAACAAUGGCAACAACAACUCCAGGUGACUGCGCGAAAAACCUAAAUGAUGAUAGUCAGCCGGAUCCGGUGAUCACCCUCCAGACAUCCGACAUGACUGACGUUACUCCAGAUCAAACUGUCACACUUUCCGGUGGGACAUCGUCAAUCACCGUUCGAUUCGGAAGUAGUGAUACUGGAUACAAGGUCCUGACCAGAGUGACAGCCGUCAUCCUGAGUUUUGUCGAUCCAACAACAGAAAGCCCGCCCAUGAUGAUUCGUCUCGAAGGCGUCACUUUUUCAAACGGAACGACAGCUGAAGACAUUGGUGAAAUUAAUUCAAGUGGCCCAACCACCGGAAUGUUUAGACUUGGGGCACUCGGAGAAGAACCCGUGGAUGCUUUGGUCUUUUCCGUGCCCGACAUUCUGCCUCAAAACGCUUCUUCAGUAGACGUUGUCGUCCGAUUUGAUGGAUGCAUCAAGACAGAGACCAUAACUACUGUGGUGACUACGAGUGUUGCUACCACUACCACACCAGCAACCACUACAACUCCGGCUACCACUACAACAACAGAAAAGACAACUACAGCUAUGACAACAGGAAGUACCACAACUGUCGAAGAGACAACCAUGGUCAUGACAACAACACCUGAAGUCACCACCACUGAAGCAACUACAACAAUGGCAACAACAACUCCAGGUGACUGCGCGGAAAACCUGAAUGAUGAUAGUCAGCCGGAUCCGGUGAUCACCCUCCAGACAUCCGACAUGACUGACGUUACUCCAGAUCAAACUGUCACACUUUCCGGUGGGACAUCGUCAAUCACCGUUCGAUUCGGAAGUAGUGAUACUGGAUACAAGGUCCUGACCAGAGUGACAGCCGUCAUCCUGAGUUUUGUCGAUCCAACAACAGAAAGCCCGCCCAUGAUGAUUCGUCUCGAAGGCGUCACUUUUUCAAACGGAACGACAGCUGAAGACAUUGGUGAAAUUAAUUCAAGUGGCCCAACCACCGGAAUGUUUAGACUUGGGGCACUCGGAGAAGAACCCGUGGAUGCUUUGGUCUUUUCCGUGCCCGACAUUCUGCCUCAAAACGCUUCUUCAGUAGACGUUGUCGUCCGAUUUGAUGGAUGCAUCAAGACAGAGACCAUAACUACUGUGGUGACUACGAGUGUUGCUACCACUACCACACCAGCAACCACUACAACUCCGGCUACCACUACAACAACAGAAAAGACAACUACAGCUAUGACAACAGGAAGUACCACAACUGUCGAAGAGACAACCAUGGUCAUGAAAACAACACCUGAAGUCACCACCACUGAAGCAACUACAACAAUGGCAACAACAACUCCAGGUGACUGCGCGGAAAACCUGAAUGAUGAUAGUCAGCCGGAUCCGGUGAUCACCCUCCAGACAUCCGACAUGACUGACGUUACUCCAGAUCAAACUGUCACACUUUCCAGUGGGACAUCGUCAAUCACCGUUCGAUUCGGAAGUAGUGAUACCGGAUACAAGGUCCUGACCAGAGUGACAGCCGUCAUCCUGAGUCUUGUCGAUCCAACAGCAGAAAGUCCGCCCAUGAUGAUUCGUCUCGAAGGCGUCACUUUUUCAAACGGAACGACAGCUGAAGACAUUGGUGAAAUUAAUUCAAGUGGCCCAACCACCGGAAUGUUUAGACUUGGGGCACUCGGAGAAGAACCCGUGGAUGCUUUGGUCUUUUCCGUGCCCGACAUUUUGCCUCAAAACGCUUCUUCAGUAGACGUUGUCGUCCGAUUUGAUGGAUGCAUCAAGACAGAGACCAUAACUACUGUGGUGACCACGAGUGUUGCUACCACUACCACACCAGCAACCACUACAACACCGGCUACCACUACCACGACAGAAAUGGCGACUACAGUCAUGACAACAGGAAGUACCACAGCUGUCGAAGAGACAACCACCGUCACGACAACAACACCUGAAGUCACCACUACUGAAACAACUACAACAAUGACAACAACAACCCCAAAACCAACUGAAAUAGGCGACACCGAAACUACCACACAGAGGACCCGAACAUCAGGUUUGACCACGCCCACCACAUCAAGCAGUGAGACUACCACCCUGUCUACAACUACUUCUGGCCAAACAACGCCAGGUGACUGCGCGGAAAACCUGAAUGAUGAUAGUCAGCCGGAUCCAGUGAUCACCCUCCAGACAUCCGACAUGACUGACGUUACUCCAGAUCAAACUGUCACACUUUCCAGUGGGACAUCGUCAAUCACCGUUCGAUUCGGAAGUAGUGAUACCGGAUACAAGGUCCUGACCAGAGUGACAGCCGUCAUCCUGAGUUUUGUCGAUCCAACAACAGAAAGUCCGCCCAUGAUGAUUCGUCUCGAAGGCGUCACUUUUUCAAACGGAACGACAGCUGAAGACAUUGGUGAAAUUAAUUCAAGUGGCCCAACCACCGGAAUGUUUAGACUUGGGGCACUCGGAGAAGAACCCGUGGAUGCUUUGGUCUUUUCCGUGCCCGACAUUCUGCCUCAAAACGCUUCUUCAGUAGACGUUGUCGUCCGAUUUGAUGGAUGCAUCAAGACAGAGACCAUAACUACUGUGGUGACCACGAGUGUUGCUACCACUACCACACCAGCAACCACUACAACACCGGCUACCACUACCACGACAGAAAUGGCGACUACAGUCAUGACAACAGGAAGUACCACAGCUGUCGAAGAGACAACCACCGUCACGACAACAACACCUGAAGUCACCACUACUGAAACAACUACAACAAUGACAACAACAACCCCAAAACCAACUGAAAUAGGCGACACCGAAACUACCACACAGAGGACCCGAACAUCAGGUUUGACCACGCCCACCACAUCAAGCAGUGAGACUACCACCCUGUCUACAACUACUUCUGGCCAAACAACGCCAGGUGACUGCGCGGAAAACCUGAAUGAUGAUAGUCAGCCGGAUCCAGUGAUCACCCUCCAGACAUCCGACAUGACUGACGUUACUCCAGAUCAAACUGUCACACUUUCAAGUGGGACAUCGUCAAUCACCGUUCGAUUCGGAAGUAGUGAUACCGGAUACAAGGUCCUGACCAGAGUGACAGCCGUCAUCCUGAGUUUUGUCGAUCCAACAACAGAAAGUCCGCCCAUGAUGAUUCGUCUCGAAGGCGUCACUUUUUCAAACGGAACGACAGCUGAAGACAUUGGUGAAAUUAAUUCAAGUGGCCCAACCACCGGAAUGUUUAGACUUGGGGCACUCGGAGAAGAACCCGUGGAUGCUUUGGUCUUUUCCGUGCCCGACAUUCUGCCUCAAAACGCUUCUUCAGUAGACGUUGUCGUCCGAUUUGAUGGAUGCAUCAAGACAGAGACCAUAACUACUGUGGUGACUACGAGUGUUGCUACCACUACCACACCAGCAACCACUACAACUCCGGCUACCACUACAACAACAGAAAAGACAACUACAGCUAUGACAACAGGAAGUACCACAACUGUCGAAGAGACAACCAUGGUCAUGACAACGACACCUGAAGUCACCACCACUGAAGCAACUACAACAAUGGCAACAACAACUCCAGGUGACUGCGCGAAAAACCUGAAUGAUGAUAGUCAGCCGGAUCCGGUGAUCACCCUCCAGACAUCCGACAUGACUGACGUUACUCCAGAUCAAACUGUCACACUUUCCAGUGGGACAUCGUCAAUCACCGUUCGAUUCGGAAGUAGUGAUACCGGAUACAAGGUCCUGACCAGAGUGACAGCCGUCAUCCUGAGUCUUGUCGAUCCAACAACAGAAAGUCCGCCCAUGAUGAUUCGUCUCGAAGGCGUCACUUUUUCAAACGGAACGACAGCUGAAGACAUUGGUGAAAUUAAUUCAAGUGGCCCAACCACCGGAAUGUUUAGACUUGGGGCACUCGGAGAAGAACCCGUGGAUGCUUUGGUCUUUUCCGUGCCCGACAUUUUGCCUCAAAACGCUUCUUCAGUAGACGUUGUCGUCCGAUUUGAUGGAUGCAUCAAGACAGAGACCAUAACUACUGUGGUGACUACGAGUAUUGCUACCACUACCACACCAGCAACCACUACAACUCCGGCUACCACUACAACAACAGAAAAGACAACUACAGCUAUGACAACAGGAAGUACCACAACUGUCGAAGAGACAACCAUGGUCAUGACAACAACACCUGAAGUCACCACCACUGAAGCAACUACAACAAUGGCAACAACAACUCCAGGUGACUGCGCGGAAAACCUGAAUGAUGAUAGUCAGCCGGAUCCGGUGAUCACCCUCCAGACAUCCGACAUGACUGACGUUACUCCAGAUCAAACUGUCACACUUUCCAGUGGGACAUCGUCAAUCACCGUUCGAUUCGGAAGUAGUGAUACCGGAUACAAGGUCCUGACCAGAGUGACAGCCGUCAUCCUGAGUCUUGUCGAUCCAACAACAGAAAGUCCGCCCAUGAUGAUUCGUCUCGAAGGCGUCACUUUUUCAAACGGAACGACAGCUGAAGACAUUGGUGAAAUUAAUUCAAGUGGCCCAACCACCGGAAUGUUUAGACUUGGGGCACUCGGAGAAGAACCCGUGGAUGCUUUGGUCUUUUCCGUGCCCGACAUUUUGCCUCAAAACGCUUCUUCAGUAGACGUUGUCGUCCGAUUUGAUGGAUGCAUCAAGACAGAGACCAUAACUACUGUGGUGACCACGAGUGUUGCUACCACUACCACACCAGCAACCACUACAACACCGGCUACCACUACCACGACAGAAAUGGCGACUACAGUCAUGACAACAGGAAGUACCACAGCUGUCGAAGAGACAACCACCGUCACGACAACAACACCUGAAGUCACCACUACUGAAACAACUACAACAAUGACAACAACAACCCCAAAACCAACUGAAAUAGGCGACACCGAAACUACCACACAGAGGACCCGAACAUCAGGUUUGACCACGCCCACCACAUCAAGCAGUGAGACUACCACCCUGUCUACAACUACUUCUGGCCAAACAACGCCAGGUGACUGCGCGGAAAACCUGAAUGAUGAUAGUCAGCCGGAUCCAGUGAUCACCCUCCAGACAUCCGACAUGACUGACGUUACUCCAGAUCAAACUGUCACACUUUCCAGUGGGACAUCGUCAAUCACCGUUCGAUUCGGAAGUAGUGAUACCGGAUACAAGGUCCUGACCAGAGUGACAGCCGUCAUCCUGAGUUUUGUCGAUCCAACAACAGAAAGUCCGCCCAUGAUGAUUCGUCUCGAAGGCGUCACUUUUUCAAACGGAACGACAGCUGAAGACAUUGGUGAAAUUAAUUCAAGUGGCCCAACCACCGGAAUGUUUAGACUUGGGGCACUCGGAGAAGAACCCGUGGAUGCUUUGGUCUUUUCCGUGCCCGACAUUUUGCCUCAAAACGCUUCUUCAGUAGACGUUGUCGUCCGAUUUGAUGGAUGCAUCAAGACAGAGACCAUAACUACUGUGGUGACUACGAGUGUUGCUACCACUACCACACCAGCAACCACUACAACUCCGGCUACCACUACAACAACAGAAAAGACAACUACAGCUAUGACAACAGGAAGUACCACAACUGUCGAAGAGACAACCAUGGUCAUGACAACGACACCUGAAGUCACCACCACUGAAGCAACUACAACAAUGGCAACAACAACUCCAGGUGACUGCGCGGAAAACCUGAAUGAUGAUAGUCAGCCGGAUCCGGUGAUCACCCUCCAGACAUCCGACAUGACUGACGUUACUCCAGAUCAAACUGUCACACUUUCCAGUGGGACAUCGUCAAUCACCGUUCGAUUCGGAAGUAGUGAUACCGGAUACAAGGUCCUGACCAGAGUGACAGCCGUCAUCCUGAGUCUUGUCGAUCCAACAACAGAAAGUCCGCCCAUGAUGAUUCGUCUCGAAGGCGUCACUUUUUCAAACGGAACGACAGCUGAAGACAUUGGUGAAAUUAAUUCAAGUGGCCCAACCACCGGAAUGUUUAGACUUGGGGCACUCGGAGAAGAACCCGUGGAUGCUUUGGUCUUUUCCGUGCCCGACAUUUUGCCUCAAAACGCUUCUUCAGUAGACGUUGUCGUCCGAUUUGAUGGAUGCAUCAAGACAGAGACCAUAACUACUGUGGUGACUACGAGUAUUGCUACCACUACCACACCAGCAACCACUACAACUCCGGCUACCACUACAACAACAGAAAAGACAACUACAGCUAUAACAACAGGAAGUACCACAACUGUCGAAGAGACAACCAUGGUCAUGACAACAACACCUGAAGUCACCACCACUGAAGCAACUACAACAAUGGCAACAACAACUCCAGGUGACUGCGCGAAAAACCUGAAUGAUGAUAGUCAGCCGGAUCCGGUGAUCACCCUCCAGACAUCCGACAUGACUGACGUUACUCCAGAUCAAACUGUCACACUUUCCAGUGGGACAUCGUCAAUCACCGUUCGAUUCGGAAGUAGUGAUACCGGAUACAAGGUCCUGACCAGAGUGACAGCCGUCAUCCUGAGUCUUGUCGAUCCAACAACAGAAAGUCCGCCCAUGAUGAUUCGUCUCGAAGGCGUCACUUUUUCAAACGGAACGACAGCUGAAGACAUUGGUGAAAUUAAUUCAAGUGGCCCAACCACCGGAAUGUUUAGACUUGGGGCACUCGGAGAAGAACCCGUGGAUGCUUUGGUCUUUUCCGUGCCCGACAUUCUGCCUCAAAACGCUUCUUCAGUAGACGUUGUCGUCCGAUUUGAUGGAUGCAUCAAGACAGAGACCAUAACUACUGUGGUGACCACGAGUGUUGCUACCACUACCACACCAGCAACCACUACAACACCGGCUACCACUACCACGACAGAAAUGGCGACUACAGUCAUGACAACAGGAAGUACCACAGCUGUCGAAGAGACAACCACCGUCACGACAACAACACCUGAAGUCACCACUACUGAAACAACUACAACAAUGACAACAACAACCCCAAAACCAACUGAAAUAGGCGACACCGAAACUACCACACAGAGGACCCGAACAUCAGGUUUGACCACGCCCACCACAUCAAGCAGUGAGACUACCACCCUGUCUACAACUACUUCUGGCCAAACAACGCCAGGUGACUGCGCGGAAAACCUGAAUGAUGAUAGUCAGCCGGAUCCAGUGAUCACCCUCCAGACAUCCGACAUGACUGACGUUACUCCAGAUCAAACUGUCACACUUUCAAGUGGGACAUCGUCAAUCACCGUUCGAUUCGGAAGUAGUGAUACCGGAUACAAGGUCCUGACCAGAGUGACAGCCGUCAUCCUGAGUUUAGUCGAUCCAACAACAGAAAGUCCGCCCAUGAUGAUUCGUCUCGAAGGCGUCACUUUUUCAAACGGAACGACAGCUGAAGACAUUGGUGAAAUUAAUUCAAGUGGCCCAACCACCGGAAUGUUUAGACUUGGGGCACUCGGAGAAGAACCCGUGGAUGCUUUGGUCUUUUCCGUGCCCGACAUUCUGCCUCAAAACGCUUCUUCAGUAGACGUUGUCGUCCGAUUUGAUGGAUGCAUCAAAACAGAGACCAUAACUACUGUGGUGACUACGAGUGUUGCUACCACUACCACACCAGCAACCACUACAAUUCCGGCUACCACUACAACAACAGAAAAGACAACUACAGCUAUGACAACAGGAAGUACCACAACUGUCGAAGAGACAACCAUGGUCAUGACAACGACACCUGAAGUCACCACCACUGAAGCAACUACAACAAUGGCAACAACAACUCCAGGUGACUGCGCGAAAAACCUGAAUGAUGAUAGUCAGCCGGAUCCGGUGAUCACCCUCCAGACAUCCGACAUGACUGACGUUACUCCAGAUCAAACUGUCACACUUUCCAGUGGGACAUCGUCAAUCACCGUUCGAUUCGGAAGUAGUGAUACCGGAUACAAGGUCCUGACCAGAGUGACAGCCGUCAUCCUGAGUCUUGUCGAUCCAACAACAGAAAGUCCGCCCAUGAUGAUUCGUCUCGAAGGCGUCACUUUUUCAAACGGAACGACAGCUGAAGACAUUGGUGAAAUUAAUUCAAGUGGCCCAACCACCGGAAUGUUUAGACUUGGGGCACUCGGAGAAGAACCCGUGGAUGCUUUGGUCUUUUCCGUGCCCGACAUUCUGCCUCAAAACGCUUCUUCAGUAGACGUUGUCGUCCGAUUUGAUGGAUGCAUCAAGACAGAGACCAUAACUACUGUGGUGACCACGAGUGUUGCUACCACUACCACACCAGCAACCACUACAACACCGGCUACCACUACCACGACAGAAAUGGCGACUACAGUCAUGACAACAGGAAGUACCACAGCUGUCGAAGAGACAACCACCGUCACGACAACAACACCUGAAGUCACCACUACUGAAACAACUACAACAAUGACAACAACAACCCCAAAACCAACUGAAAUAGGCGACACCGAAACUACCACACAGAAGACGCGAACAUCAGGUUUGACCACGCCCACCACAUCAAGCAGUGAGACUACCACCCUGUCUACAACUACUUCUGGCCAAACAACGCCAGGUGACUGCGCGGAAAACCUGAAUGAUGAUAGUCAGCCGGAUCCAGUGAUCAGCCUCCAGACAUCCGACAUGACUGACGUUACUCCAGAUCAAACUGUCACACUUUCCAGUGGGACAUCGUCAAUCAGCGUUCGAUUCGGAAGUAGUGAUGCCGGAUACAAGGUCCUGACCAGAGUGACAGCCGUCAUCCUGAGUUUUGUCGAUCCAACAACAGAAAUUGCGCCCAUGAUGAUUCGUCUCGAAGGCGUCACUUUUUCAAACGGAACGACAGCUGAAGACAUUGGUGAAAUUAAUUCCAGUGGCCCAACCACCGGAAUCUUUAGACUUGGGGCACUCGGAGAAGAACCCGUGGAUGCUUUGGUCUUUUCCGUGCCCGACAUUCUCCCUCAAGACGCUUCUUCAGUAGACGUUGUCGUCCGAUUUGAUGGAUGCAUCAAGACAGAGACCAUAACUACUGUGGUGACUACGAGUGUUGCUACCACUACCACACCAGCAACCACUACAACUCCGGCUACCACUACAACAACAGAAAAGACAACUGCAGCUAUGACAACAGGAAGUACCACAACUGUCGAAGAGACAACCAUGGUCAUGACAACGACACCUGAAGUCACCACUACUGAAGCAACUACAACAAUGGCAACAACAACUCCAGGUGACUGCACGGAAAACCUGAAUGAUGAUAGUCAGCCGGAUCCGGUGAUCACCCUUCAGACAUCCGACAUGACUGACGUUACUCCAGAUCAAACUGUCACACUUUCCAGUGGGACAUCGUCAAUCACCGUUCGAUUCGGAAGUAGUGAUGCUGGAUACAAGGUCCUGACAAGAGUGACAGCCGUCAUCCUGAGUUUUGUCGAUCCAACAACAGGAAGUCCGCCCACGAUGAUUCGUCUCGAAGGCGUCACUUUUUCAAACGGAACAACAGCUCAAGACAUUGUUGAAAUUAAUUCAAGUGGCCCAACCACCGGAAUCUUUAGACUUGGGGCACUCGGAGAAGAACCCGUGGAUGCUUUGGUCUUUUCCGUGCCCGACAUUCUCCCUCAAGACGCUUCUUCAGUAGACGUUGUCGUCCGAUUUGAUGGAUGCAUCAAGAAAGAGACCAUAACUACUGUGGUGACCACGAGUGUUGCUACCACUACCGAACCAGCAACCACUACAACACCGGCUACCACUACCACGACAGAAAUGGCGACUACAGUCAUGACAACAGGAAGUACCACAGCUGUCGAAGAGACAACCACCGUCACGACAACGACACCUGAAGUCACCACUACUGAAACAACUACCACAAUGACAACAACAACUCCAGAACCAACUCAAAAGGGCGAUACCGAAACUACCACAGAGAGGACGCGAACAUCAGGUUUGACUACGCCCACCACAUUAAGCAGUGAGACUACCACUCUGUCAACAACUACUUCUGGCCAAACAACGCCAGGUGACUGCGCGGAAAACCUGAAUGAUGAUAGUCAGCCGGAUCCAGUGAUCACCCUCCAGACAUCCGACAUGACUGACGUUACUCCAGAUCAAACUGUCACACUUUCCAGUGGGACAUCGUCAAUCACCGUUCGAUUCGGAAGUAGUGAUACCGGAUACAAGGUCCUGACCAGAGUGACAGCCGUCAUCCUGAGUUUAGUCGAUCCAACAACAGAAAGUCCGCCCAUGAUGAUUCGUCUCGAAGGCGUCACUUUUUCAAACGGAACGACAGCUGAAGACAUUGGUGAAAUUAAUUCAAGUGGCCCAACCUCCGGAAUGUUUAGACUUGGGGCACUCGGAGAAGAACCCGUGGAUGCUUUGGUCUUUUCCGUGCCCGACAUUCUCCCUCAAGACGCUUCUUCAGUAGACGUUGUCGUCCGAUUUGAUGGAUGCAUCAAGAAAGAGACCAUAACUACUGUGGUGACUACCAGUAUUGCUACCACUACCACACCAGCAACCACUACAACUCCGGCUACCACUACAACAACAGAAAAGACAACUGCAGUUAUGACAACCGGAAGUACCACAGCUGUCGAAGAGACAACCACCGUCACGACAACAACACCUGAAGUCACCACCACUGAAGCAAUUACCACAAUGGCAACAACAACUCCAGGUGACUGCGCGGAAAACCUGAAUGAUGAUAGUCAGCCGGAUCCAGUGAUCACCCUCCAGACAUCCGACAUGACUGACGUUACUCCAGAUCAAACUGUCACACUUUCCAGUGGGACAUCGUCAAUCACCGUUCGAUUCGGAAGUAGUGAUACCGGAUACAAGGUUCUGACUAGAGUGACAGCCGUCAUCCUGAGUUUUGUCGAUCCAACAACAGAAAGUCCGCCCACGAUGAUUCGUCUCGAAGGCGUCACUUUUUCAAACGGAACGACAGCUGAAGACAUUGGUGAAAUUAAUUCAAGUGGCCCAACCACUGGAAUGUUUAGACUUGGGGCACUCGGAGAAGAACCCGUGGAUGCUUUGGUCUUUUCCGUGCCCGACAUUCUCCCUCAAGACGCUUCUUCAGUAGACGUUGUCGUCCGAUUUGAUGGAUGCAUCAAGAAAGAGACCAUAACUACUGUGGUGACCACGAGUGUUGCUACCACUACCGAACCAGCAACCACUACAACACCGGCUACCACUACCACGACAGAAAUGGCGACUACAGUCAUGACUACAGGAAGUACCACAGCUGUCGAAGAGACAACCACCGUCACGACAACGACACCUGAAGUCACUACUACUGAAACAACUACCACAAUGACAACAACAACUCCAGAACCAACUCAAAAGGGCGAUACCGAAACUACCACAGAGAGGACCCGAACAUCAGGUUUGACUACGCCCACCACAUCAAGCAGUGAGACUACCACCCUGUCUACAACUACUUCUGGCCAAACAACGCCAGGUGACUGCGCGGAAAACCUGAAUGAUGAUAGUCAGCCGGAUCCAGUGAUCACCCUCCAGACAUCCGAAAUGACUGACGUUACUCCAGAUCAAACUGUCACACUUUCCAGUGGGAAAUCGUCAAUCACCGUUCGAUUCGGCAGUAGUGAUACCGGAUACAAGGUCCUGACCAGAGUGACAGCCGUCAUCCUGAGUUUAGUCGAUCCAACAACAGAAAGUCCGCCCAUGAUGAUUCGUCUCGAAGGCGUCACUUUUUCAAACGGAACGACAGCUGAAGACAUUGGUGAAAUUAAUUCAAGUGGCCCAACUACCGGAAUGUUUAGACUUGGGGCACUCGGAGAAGAACCCGUGGAUGCUUUGGUCUUUUCCGUGCCCGACAUUCUCCCUCAAGACGCUUCUUCAGUAGACGUUGUCGUCCGAUUUGAUGGAUGCAUCAAGAAAGAGACCAUAACUACUGUGGUGACUACGAGUAUUGCUACCACUACCACACCAGCAACCACUACAACUCCGGCUACCACUACAACAACAGAAAAGACAACUGCAGUUAUGACAACCGGAAGUACCACAGCUGUCGAAGAGACAACCACCGUCACGACAACGACACCUGAAGUCACCACCACUGAAGCAACUACCACAAUGGCAACAACAACUCCAGGUGACUGCGCGGAAAACCUGAAUGAUGAUAGUCAGCCGGAUCCAGUGAUCACCCUUCAGACAUCCGACAUGACUGACGUUACUCCAGAUCAAACUGUCACACUUUCCAGUGGGACAUCGUCAAUCACCGUUCGAUUCGGAAGUAGUGAUACCGGAUACAAGGUCCUGACCAGAGUGACAGCCGUCAUCCUGAGUGUUGUCGAUCCAACAACAGGAAGUCCGCCCACGAUGAUUCGUCUCGAAGGCGUCACUUUUUCAAACGGAACAACAGCUCAAGACAUUGGUGAAAUUAAUUCAAGUGGCCCAACCACCGGAAUGUUUAGACUUGGGGCACUCGGAGAAGAACCCGUGGAUGCUUUGGUCUUUUCCGUGCCCGACAUUCUCCCUCAAGACGCUUCUUCAGUAGACGUUGUCGUCCGAUUUGAUGGAUGCAUCAAGAAAGAGACCAUAACUACUGUGGUGACCACGAGUGUUGCUACCACUACCGAACCAGCAACCACUACAACACCGGCUACCACUACCACGACAGAAAUGGCGACUACAGUCAUGACAACAGGAAGUACCACAGCUGUCGAAGAGACAACCACCGUCACGACAACGACACCUGAAGUCACCACUACUGAAACAACUACCACAAUGACAACAACAACUCCAGAACCAACUCAAAAGGGCGAUACCGAAACUACCACAGAGAGGACCCGAACAUCAGGUUUGACUACGCCCACCACAUCAAGCAGUGAGACUACCACCCUGUCUACAACUACUUCUGGCCAAACAACGCCAGGUGACUGCGCGGAAAACCUGAAUGAUGAUAGUCAGCCGGAUCCGGUGAUCACCCUCCAGACAUCCGACAUGACUGACGUUACUCCAGAUCAAACUGUCACACUUUCCAGUGGGACAUCGUCAAUCACCGUUCGAUUCGGAAGUAGUGAUACCGGAUACAAGGUCCUGACCAGAGUGACAGCCGUCAUCCUGAGUUUAGUCGAUCCAACAACAGAAAGUCCGCCCAUGAUGAUUCGUCUCGAAGGCGUCACUUUUUCAAACGGAACGACAGCUGAAGACAUUGGUGAAAUUAAUUCAAGUGGCCCAACCACCGGAAGGUUUAGACUUGGGGCACUCGGAGAAGAACCCGUGGAUGCUUUGGUCUUUUCCGUGCCCGACAUUCUCCCUCAAGACGCUUCUUCAGUAGACGUUGUCGUCCGAUUUGAUGGAUGCAUCAAGAUAGAGACCAUAACUACUGUGGUGACUACGAGUGUUGCUACCACUACCACACCAGCAACCACUACAACUCCGGCUACCACUACAACAACAGAAAAGACGACUACAGUUGUUACAACAGAAAGUACCACAGCUGUCGAAGAGGCAACAACCGUCACGACAACGACACCUGAAGUCACCACCACUGAAACGACAACCACAGUGACAACUACAACUCCAGAACUUGAGUCCACUGUUAUCACAGAUAUUACCACCACUUCUCCUGCAACUACUACUAUUGCGGCCACUACAACAACAGAAGUAAUCGCAACUGCAGUUACAACUACAUCGAGUACAACAACUGUUGAGGAAACAACCGCCCUCUCAACAACUAAAGCUGAAGUCACAACAACUGAAGCAACUACCAUAAUGACCACAGCAGCGUUAGAACCAACUUCUAAGGGCGACACGGAAACUACAACAAGUAUGAUCACCACAUCAGCUACAACUACGCCGACAACAUCAGCCACGACGACUACCACCUUGUCCACAACGACUUUGGGAGAAACAACUGUGUUAACUAGUGAAAUGACUGCUGUCACCACAGAAGCACCGGAUGUCACCACCACUGAAACAACUACCACAGUGACUACAACCCCAGAACCAACCCAAAGGGGCGACACAGAAACUACAACAGAACGAUCGCGAUCACCAGGAGAAACAACGAGGGAGACUAUGACUACCACUACAGCAACUACCACUACUCCUGCUACAACAACUACUCCGGCUACUACAACAACAGAAACAGUCACUACUAAAGCCACAACUACUGAAGGUACUACAACAGUCGAAGAAACAACAACUGUCACAACAGAAGCACCAGAAGUGACCACAACUGAAACAACUACCACAGUGACUACAACAACUCCAGAACCAACCGAAAGGAGCGACGGAGAAACUACAACAGAACGAUCGCGAUCACCAGGAGAAACAACGGCGGAGACUAUGACUACCACUACAGCAACUACCACUACUCCUGCUACAACAACUACUCCGGCUACUACAACAACAGAAACAGUCACUACUAAAGCCACAACUACUGAAGGUACUACAACAGUCGAAGAAACAACAACUGUCACAACAGAAGCACCAGAAGUGACCACAACUGAAACAACUACCACAGUGACUACAACAACUCCAGAACCAACCGGGAGCGACGGAGAAACUACAACAGGACGAACGCGAUCACCAGGAACAACAACGGAACCAUCCGAAUGGAGCGACGGAGAAACUACAACAGGACGAACGCGAUCACCAGGAACAACAACGGAGACUAUGACUACCACUACAGCAACUACCACUACUCCUGCUACAACAACUACUCCGGCUACUACAACAACAGAAACAGUCACUACUAAAGCCACAACUACUGAAGGUACUACAACAGUCGAAGAGACAACAACUGUCACCACAGAGACACCAGAGGUUACCACUACCAAGGCUACCACUACAGCUGUUGUCUCCACCACCCCAGCGGAAGAAACAACGACACCAUUCCUCACAGAGACUACCACUGCCAAGAUUCGACAGAGUACUACGGAGAAUGCCACUACCACAGGUCCUACUGUACAAUCAACCACCACGUCAGAAUUAACUUCUGUGACAACGAGUUCGCCAACAACAGAAGCCAAGAUUUCCACGACGUUGAUCCAGACUACAACAACAACACCGGAAACUACAGAGCAGACGACCACAAGAAUAGAAACAACUACUACAGAAGGAGUGACCAUCGAAAAGGUGACCACUACCACACCAGAGGCCGUCGUCACCGAGUUGAUCACGACAGAAGGUUCAACCAUUACCACAACGACCACCACUAGACCAAUUAUCGCCUCUACCACACCUGCAACUACCAUGCUCAUGACCACACCCAAACCAGGGAAUGAAACUGGAUGUCUCAAGGACGGCGUUCGAUAUGAAUGGGAGGAGGUGAUCCUUUCCAGUGACCCAUGUACAAAGAUGAUCUGUAAGAAGGAUGUCGGUAUCAUGUCAAUAACGCAGCAAUGCCAAGACCUUGUGUGUGAGGGUAAACUUGUGAGAAGGGACGGAGAAUGCUGCCCGAUAUGCGAGAAACCAAUGCCAACGUGCCAACCACGAACAGAGAAGCGAGAGGCCCUGACGAUCGGAGACUGUGUGUCCACAAGCCCUGUCCUCUUGUCAUAUUGCUCAGGUCUGUGUGAAUCCAAUGUAACAGCUAUGAUGAACACCGCCUUCAAUGGCGCGCCGUACCUUGAUAUCAACUGCAACUGUUGCAAGCCAACCGAGAUGUACGAAAAUAUGGCAACGUUCUUGUGCGAAGAUGGCACAACCAUUGAGAAGGCAUACUAUGUUAUCGAGCAAUGCGACUGUAGGGGCUGCGAGUACGAUCCCAUAACGAUGGGCGCUCUAAACCCAGUCCCAGCAGUGACAGUGCCGCCUGUCGUACAAUAGAAGGAAACACAAGGACUAUCAUCCUUGAGAUCCUUAAAAAAAGUUAACAAAGAAUUAUGUUUUCUCUAGCUAGAUUCAGCUGUCGUUCUUAGUUUCUUUUCUUAAUCAUUUUCAUAAUUAACUCUUUUUUUGCUGAGGAUUUGCCUAACUAACUGAAGCAUUGUUUGGAGUAUCGCUUCUUACACGCUUCGUACAGUGGAAGUCCAUUGUUUAUUCCAUUUGUCAACCAAGGCAGGCAAAGAGUUAAAUGGUAUGUUGGUUGUAUUUUUAUGAUUUCUUUUCAGACAUGUAUUAAAUUAAUUAUGAAGAAAUUUCACACACAAUUUUAUGUUGUUAUAAAGAAGACAUUGGACUGACAGAAGUUAUGUUUGUUUGAGUGUUAAAAGGAUAAAAUCAUUUGAAAAAUACAAGUUAUUUAAUGGAGUGAAGGUCUCAUGGUUGAUGAGAAACAUUUCCCUUUUAUUAAUGCUGUAAGUGGUUACAGUGGAAUAUCAGAAUAGUUCACUACCCUUAGCCAUUUUAUUGAAAUCAUUAGAAAGUAACUGGUAACAGUGCUAAUUUAAGCUGUAGGAAAAUCGUUCGUUCUAUGUUAGCUUUACAAUUUGCAGAAAUGUUAUCAGAUUUACAAAUACUUUAUGCUCAAGUAAUAAAUCUCAAACUGAUUUCUUAUACGAAAUCUGUAUUCCAGUGCAAGAUAUUCAUUUUGUCAAAAAGCAAGACAUUAUUCAGUGCCUUGAAAAGUGAUUCAAAAUGUUUGAGCCAGAACAUGGUUGGAAAAAUGUGAUGGAAAGUAUUUUAAAACUCUAAAGUAAUAUCUACUAUCUAACCUGUGCAAUAUAAUCAUAAUAGUUUUUCUUCGACAAAAUCUGUAUUCCAGUGAAAGAUAUUCAUUUUGUCAAAAAGCAAGACAUUAUUCAGUGCCUUGAAAAGUGAUUCAAAAUGUUUGAGCCAGAACAUAGCUGGAAAAAUGUGAUGGAAAGUAUUUUAAAACUCUAAAGUAAUAUCUACUAUCUAGCCUGUGCAAUAUAAUUAUAAAAGUUUUUCCUCUAUUUUUGUUUUAAGUUACAGUAAUGAAGUUACGUACAGGUAUUCAUAUUUUGUGUAAGAUGUUCUUUGUCUUUAAUUUCUCUCCCUCACUUAUUAUAUGUAGAUGGCAGCUGAAUAAUAAAAAAAAAAACAUAUGAAGAAUGAAA